This is a messenger RNA of Aspergillus welwitschiae, 2120 nucleotides long. RefSeq lists its product as uncharacterized. Gene Ontology annotation, biological process: peroxisome inheritance. Gene Ontology annotation, cellular component: extrinsic component of intraperoxisomal membrane. The record is from RefSeq and is a predicted model, not a curated record. The transcript has a single exon. Lineage: Eukaryota; Fungi; Ascomycota; Eurotiomycetes; Eurotiales; Aspergillaceae. Bases 207 to 1835 code for a protein of 542 amino acids.
AUCCAUUAUCUCACCACCCCAGCUUCUCGUCUCUCGUUUGACCUCAUUCCAUACACCCCCCCCCCUGCUGAUCGUCUCUCCUUAUCCCUUCCUACUCGCAUUCACUUGCUAUCUUUUUCAUCCACAUCCUACCUAAUCCUGUCCCUCAUAUCUUAUUCAAUGUAAUCCAUCUCCUUUCUCACCUUCCUUAGUCCCCAUGAUCGAGAAUGUCUAAUUCCUCGGAUGCGCCACUACCCCAGACCCAAUCCCUUCGCCGGUCUGCAACUCUUCCUUCCAAACUGAUUACCCGACCUCGGCGGCAAUCCGAGUCGCUGAGGCCGUCGGAGAACGAUCUCUUUUACCAUCCUUCUGCCAAAGUCGUCCAUUUUGCCCCUAGAGCGCUCGCCCCGAUCCCUUCCAGUACUGCGCCCUCCGACUUCGACUAUCCCGUUGAUACCGUUGAGACACUUCCUUGGAGAUCCCCUACCGAACGAACGGUCGCUCUUGGCCCGCUUCGCCUGGAGAAUGUUCACGGCCUCACUGUCUUUCUCAAGUGCGGCAAUGUCGUCCAUGCCAUCCUCAAGAACUCGCAAUGUUGGUGUGUCGACGGCGAGUCAACAUUUGUCUUGCGCAUUCGCCCUCUGACCUACUAUCGCAUUGAGCUCCCCGCCGACACCGACGACAAUAAGGUUUUGGUCACGGAGAUGAAAAAUGUCUUGCCAAGGGUCCUCCGUUACGAAGUGACACCAUGCCCCUUCAAGAGAGGUUUCAUCGUUGAGAUACCGGAGGAGGCCAAAGCGCCCCGGAGGAAGAGGGCCUGGCGUCCCAAGGGUCGUCGCGAAAGUGCCCCCAUCAGUUCAGUCUACUACCACGGAUUGUCCAAGUCGAAGGAGGACCUCACCAAAGACUCAGUGAGUGCCGGGGAAGACACGGAUGGCGAAGCGACGGAUGACAGCGGCUUUUCGACCAAGGCCAGUAACAGUCCCAGUAACAGUACUAUCUUGGAGACUAUCCCGGAUGAUAACGAAUCUCCGGAAGCGCCUCAGACAUCCGAACAGGUGGACCUUUCCACGCGCCCAGACCCGGAACCCGAACCAAAUUUCCAGACCUUGCUGGCAAGGUUUGAAGAUAAACCCAAAGACCAGGUUGAUCCUGAAACAACGUUCUCAUCGAGCGUUGAAUCCUUCCACUCCCUUGGACCAUCGUUAUCUACAUUACCCGAACUUGACGCCUGCUCUACGCCUACAUCGACCGAGGGUACUGAGCAAUUCCAGCCCGAACAUAGUGACACUCAUUCGCCGUCUGAAGAACAGCCCUUCCAGGAAACAGAGCGCUCGAGAGACCGACUAUCGGUAUAUGUCGACUGCUGGGAUGACUUGUCGCCCGCAUCGCACGACAUGCCUGGAGCCUUCCACGAGCGCGAAAUAAAACCGAUUCCAACCAUAGUCCCCGACAUUCAACGUCCAGUCGCAGGCCGCACCGGAACUACCGAUUCGAACCCCAAUCUCAGCAGUAUGAGCAUCGAAUUUCGCCGACGCUCUAAAGCAUCCCGUGAGCGCGAAGUAUCCCCGAUGCCACCUGCAUCGUCUUUGGCAGUCGCAAGACCCGAGAAACAUGAUGCGGCGUCACUCAUUCAUAAAACCUGCACACUUGUCCUGGUUCCCCCGAUCCAGCUGCUCGUGGUUCUCAUCCACAUUGCCGCGCGCAUUGUCAUCGGUCCAGCCUUGGAAUCCGCGAUGGGUGACCUGAACCGGAAGAUUGAGUAUGAGGUUGACCAUGCCCAGGACACUGUGGAUGACUUCGACUUGCCUCUUCCUGACCGAUCCGGGGUGUCUGCGGAUGAGAGUUCCGACUGAUACGCAUCAAACCAUUUGUCUGACCAUUUACAUUCAUUCUUCACUUUUUGUAUACCGCUGUAUUCUGCAUCUGAUGACACUUGCGAUUCCCUCUGAUGUUUUUCCUCCCCCACGAUGACGCAUUUGUAUGAUCUCUCACUGUUCCGCUGUUCCUUCCCAUAUGUUUCACUAGUCGGCAUCUGUACGGUUGUGGGUGGGCUGUCUUUGAUGUACACCUGACAAGCACCAUAAUUUGAUCUCCUGUAUUCUAGCGAAGUAGUUAAUCAUACUGAUACUAUAUCUUCA